Molecule: messenger RNA, 2604 nt
Organism: Oppia nitens
Lineage: Eukaryota; Metazoa; Arthropoda; Arachnida; Sarcoptiformes; Oppiidae
Product: ATP-dependent RNA helicase DDX54-like
Exons: 2
Coding region: 116-2590 (824 amino acids)
Cellular component (GO): nucleus
Molecular function (GO): ATP binding; RNA helicase activity; RNA binding
Source: RefSeq, a predicted model, not a curated record
UAUAUAUGAAUACAAUAAUACAAACACAUGUGUUGUUGUCUAAUACACUGUCAAUGUAUAACACAUUCAUCUGAUCUGAUCUCUCAUCUGAAGACAUCUCCUUUUUUAUAAACUAAUGGCCAAAAAACAACAGUUUAACAGAUUUCGACAAAAGAAGAAGGGAAAGAACAAUAGGAAUCGGAAGUCGAAAGACAAUAACAAUAAUGAAGACGAAAACGACAUCGAAAUGGUUGAUAACAACAACCAAAAAGUGAUUAGAAAUUCGCGUAAUUUUACCGCAGAGGACAACAACAACAACAAUGCAGAUGAUGAUGGAAAUCAAAGUGAUGGUGACUAUCAUGAGAUGCGAAUGAAAGCAAACAAGUCUAACAACAACAACAACAACAAAAUGAAGAAGAAUAAGAAAGGCGGCGGCUUUCAGGCCAUGGGUUUCGGCUAUAGUAUACUGAAAGGUGUUCUUCGCAAAGGUUACCGAAUACCGACACCAAUCCAGCGAAAAGCCAUACCAUUGAUAAUGAGUGGCAAAGAUGUGGUUGCAAUGGCCCGAACGGGUAGCGGCAAAACGGCUGCCUUUUUGUUGCCAGUAUUGGACAAACUCAAGUCCCAUUCGGCCAUAACCGGUGUCCGCGCAUUGAUCAUAUCGCCAACCCGUGAACUGGCCAUUCAGACACAUAAAUUUACCAAAGAGUUGACCAGAUUUACCGAUUUGAAAUCGACGUGUGUGUUGGGCGGCGAUUCAAUGGAAAAACAGUUUGCAGCCAUUCAUGAAAAUCCCGAUAUUGUUGUCGCAACGCCCGGCCGUCUGAUGCAUAUUGUUGUCGAAAUGAAUCUGAAACUGUCAACCGUCGAGUAUAUUGUCUUCGAUGAAGCCGACAGACUAUUCGAGAUGGGAUUCAGGGAACAACUAAACGAAAUAUUGAGUCGACUGCCUGAACAGCGCCAGACACUACUGUUUUCGGCAACACUACCGCAACUGAUUGUCGACUUUACCAAAGCUGGACUCAACGAUCCGGUUUUAGUCCGAUUGGAUACUGAAUCCAAAUUAAGCGACAACUUGAAGACAAUUUACUUGACUCUGCGUAAAGAAGACAAAACAGCUGUUUUGUUGUAUCUGUUAAAACAUGUCAUCAAAAUCAGUGAAUUAACUGUAAUUUUUGUUGAGACCAGACAUCACAUUGAAUACAUUAAAGACAUACUCAACAGUUCUGGUAUCGAGUGUUCAUUUCUGUACAGUUCAAUGGAUUUUGAGGCCCGAAAACUGAAUGUCCAACGAUUUCAAACGAGAAAAGUUCAUGUCUUAUUGGUUACCGAUUUGGCCGCACGCGGUGUCGACAUUCCACUGCUUGACAAUGUUAUUAACUAUAAUUUUCCGGCAAAAUCCAAACUAUUCGUCCAUCGAGUAGGCCGUGUGGCCAGAGCUGGCCGAUUCGGAACAGCUUAUUCAUUGGUAGCCACCGAUGAGAUGCCAUACGUUCAUAGUUUGAAUCUAUUUUUGAAUCGAGAAUUUAAAUUAGCGAAACCCGAAUCGAAAGUUACUGAUGACGGCCUAUUGGGUACAGUUCCUCAAGAGUUGAUCGACGAAGAAACCGAAACAUUGGAUCAGAUGCACUCAUUGGACAGUGAAUUGAGUUCAAUGAAAAUUGUUUGUCAUAACGCUUACAAACAGUAUCUAAAAUCGCGACCGACGGCCGACAACGAAUCGGUACGUAUUGUCAAACAAAUGGCCGAAAAAGAUAUCCAAACGCAUCCCAUAUUUCGUAGUCGUAGUAAUAAUAAAAAUAAUAAUAAUAAUAAUGAAAGUGAAAAAUUAAGAAACGAUAUGUUAAACUCGAUUCGUGGUUAUCGUCCGAAUUCAACUAUCUUUGAAACGGGAAAAACUAGAGGAAGUACUGGGUUUGAAGUUAUGCAACAAAAGAGAAAAUUGUUCGAUAAAUUAGUUGUUAAAAAAUCUGAUCGAAAUCCAAAUCAAUUGGAUUUUGAUCAAAAUAAAGACAAAUUCAAAGACAAUGAAUUCUAUGUUCGCUAUCAGUCGGACCAACAUUUCUCUGAAAAAGGUCUCGAAAUGGAUAAGCCGUUUAACGCACAGAUGGCUUCGGCUGUACUCGACUUCAACGGUGAUGAAUCGCAAUCUAUGAACAGAUCCAACAAUGCGUUGAAAUGGGAUCGAAAAAAGAAGAAGUUUUUGGCCGCCGGUAACACUGAUAACUCGAAGAAAAAGAAAAUCAAAACCGAAAGUGGAAAUUGGAUAUCGGCUUCAUAUAAGUCAGACUUGUAUAAGAAGUGGAAACAAAAAUCCAAAACUGAUCAACAAAUUAGUGAUGACGAAGGAGAUGGAGGAGUCGGUGGAGAAGAAGAAGGAAGAGAUAUAGAUCAGGAAAAGGCUAAACGAAAUGAAAGUAUUAGCAAAUUGAGUAAAAAGAUGAUGAAAGACAAUAAUAAACAGUCAUCGAGAAGACCGCCGAAAAGGGAGCUCAAGAAUAGAGAAGAGAUUUAUAAAGAAAGACAACGAUUGGAGAAAAAGAAAUCCUUUCAAAAGUGGAGACAAAGCGAAAAAGCAAAACAUAAGAAUAAUAUUAAUAAGAAAUCAUAAUUUAAUUUAUAAUA